Brassica napus (rape) is the source of this 1113-nucleotide messenger RNA. Its product is annotated as nucleolin 1. Bases 40 to 867 code for a protein of 275 amino acids. The transcript has 6 exons. The record is from RefSeq and is a predicted model, not a curated record. NCBI's taxonomy places the organism in Eukaryota, Viridiplantae, Streptophyta, Magnoliopsida, Brassicales, Brassicaceae.
UAUCGCCCCUCGAAAAACCUAGCGCAGCAGUCUGUCGCCAUGGACGCAUCCGUGAUCAAAGGUGUGGAAGGUCUGGAAUUGAACGGUAGUGAUGCAGCGAUUCGAAAGAGCAGCAUUAGAAGGAUUGCGGUUGAGGGAUACGAUAUCUCCUCUCGUAAGGAUGUUGUUGAAGAGGGCCUGAGAAAACACUUGGCAUCACGUGGAAUAAAGCUAAUACAUGCUUUUGCUCACGAACUCGACUUCAAUCGUACCAUUCUCUGCAGAUGCGGAUUAAUCUAUGUUAACGAAGAAGAUGAAGAAAAGGCGUUGACGUGUGAUGGAAGUGACAUGGGAGGAAGUAUUUUACGAGUUACGGCUUACCCUUUUGACAGCAAUCGCCUUGACCAUUUCUUUGCUACUCCCGAAGCACAAGACAAAUACCGACAGCGCGUGUUGAAUGUUACAGGAUUUGAUACUUGCCUUGCUGAGGAUAAGGUCGAGGAGAUGGCACGUUCGGUUUUCCCUGGAUCCUAUUGUUCUGUUUUGGGGGAAGUGGUUUUCGUUCAUCUCCGUGGAAAAGAUGCUAUUGAAAAGGCUCUGAAACUUAGCGGACGUUCUGCGGGAGGCUUUAAUCUUGUUGUUAAUGCUGUCCUCCCACUAAGAAAGGAUGGCGGCGGUGGCGUCUCUCUCGCACGUAGGUUGGCUAUGGCUGAGAAAGAUGAAGCAGCUAGGUUGGCUGAAGCAGCUAGGUUGGCUAAGGGUAAGAGAACUAAAGCAGCUAGGUUGGCUAAGGCUGAGACAGCUAAAGCAGCUAGGUUGGCUAUGGCUGAGAAAGAUAAAGCAAUUCUAUCUGAGGGAAAUCAGAAGUCGAUCAUGACUACCGACUAGAAAUCUCUCUCUCUCUCUCUCUCUCUCUCUCCCUCUCUCUCAAAUGCUGUCUCGUGUUAUUAACUUGUCUUGCAAUGCCACCUCCUUCUUUUCUCUUUUCUGGAUGUUGAAUGUUAUGUUUUGUCUGGAUUUUAAAUAUGUUUUUAUGCGCGCGUGUUGGUUUUUAUGAUAAAACUCUGUAAUAACACUGACAAACUUGGUUGUCCAAUCAAGUUUUUACUAACUUAAAAAGACUUAAGGUUAACA